GCUCUCUCUUCUCCCCUCGUCGUCGUUGUCGUUGUCCACCUCACACAUAUCCCCCACCUCGCUCUCCUCUUCCUAGAAACUGUCAGCGACCAGUCAUCACCUUCUGACGCUGAUCCCAACCUGUGCCUUUAGCAUACUUGACCGAUACCCGCUGUCCUAUCACAUUUCCCGCCAUCUCACGCCCUACCUCCCACCAACCUUCCACCCUUACCCUGACAGUCUACCAUGGGUUGUAUGCAGAGUUCCCCCGUCGAUUCUGAGGCGAAGGCCCGGAAUGACGAGAUCGAGAACCAGUUGAAGAAGGAUCGCAUGAAUGCCAAGAACGAGAUUAAGAUGCUCUUGCUUGGAGCUGGUGAAUCCGGAAAGUCCACCAUCCUCAAGCAGAUGAAGCUCAUUCACAACGGUGGAUACUCCGACUCUGAGCGGGAGUCAUACCGUGAAAUCAUCUACAGCAACACUAUCCAGUCCAUGCGCACCAUCCUUGAGGCGAUGCAAGCGCUGGACAUCCCGCUCAACCCGGCCAACGACGCUCGCAGGGACGUCGUACUCUCCCUUCCCAGCCAGCUGGAGACGGAGAUGAUGCCCCGGGACGUUGCCGAUGCGAUCCGUGGUCUCUGGGCGGAUGAUGGUGUGAAGGAAGCUGUGAGGAGAAGCAGGGAGUUCCAGCUCAACGACUCCGCUGUCUACUACUUCAACUGCCUUGACCGGAUGGCUUCACCAAGCUACCUCCCGACGGAUCAGGAUAUCCUCCGCUCCCGUGUCAAGACUACUGGUAUCACCGAGACGACCUUCAGGGUCGGUGAGCUGACAUACCGGUUGUUCGAUGUCGGUGGGCAGCGUUCCGAGCGUAAGAAGUGGAUCCACUGUUUCGAGAAUGUCACCGCCCUCGUCUUCCUCGUUUCUCUGUCAGAGUACGAUCAGAUGCUGUAUGAAGAUGAGAGCGUGAACCGUAUGCAAGAAGCACUCACCCUCUUCGACUCGAUCUGCAACUCGCGCUGGUUCGUAAAGACCAGCAUCAUCCUUUUCUUGAACAAGAUCGACCUGUUUGCCGACAAGCUCCCCGUCAGCCCGCUCUCGGACUACUUCCCGGAUUUCACCGGUGGCUCGGACUACGACCUUGCAUGCGAGUACCUGCUCAACAGGUUCCUGAGCCUGAACCAGCAAGCAGCGACAAAGCAGAUCUAUGCCCACUAUACUUGCGCUACUGAUACCCAGCAGAUCAAGUUCGUCCUCUCGGCCAUACAAGACAUCCUCCUGCAGCUCCAUCUGCGGGAAUGCGGUCUGCUGUAAACCUUUCUCUCGCUUUGCUUCUAGGGUCACAUCAGGUCGUUUUAUUAUUCCAUCCCGUACUCUCCUAUCGUCUAUACCUAUCCAUCCCCUUCAUGUCCUUUCUUGCUCUCGGAGCCCUCCAACGACAACGGUACAUCGCCAACCCAGCGCGGCCCUUGUACGCCUACUCUCGUUUUGCUUAAUUCACCUCCCUCCCGCCUCAGCACCGGAACCGAAUCCAACAACGAAAACCGUUUGCCAGCCUCCCCUCUUGCCUCUUGCCACGUUCUCUCCCUAUCCUAUUUCCUCUGUUUCUUGGUACAUGACUGCCCUGCCCAUACCCCUGUCGACGCUACG
Molecule: messenger RNA, 1626 nt
Organism: Dacryopinax primogenitus
Lineage: Eukaryota; Fungi; Basidiomycota; Dacrymycetes; Dacrymycetales; Dacrymycetaceae
Product: G protein alpha-subunit
Exons: 5
Coding region: 226-1290 (354 amino acids)
Biological process (GO): G protein-coupled receptor signaling pathway
Cellular component (GO): heterotrimeric G-protein complex
Molecular function (GO): G protein-coupled receptor binding; GTP binding; G-protein beta/gamma-subunit complex binding
Source: RefSeq, a predicted model, not a curated record